AUGAUUAACCCCUAUGAAAGUAUUACUUUGAUGGAAUAUAGAAAAUAUUUUAAAUAUUUUUGUAUAUUCACAUCAACUACCGUUCUAUUAUAUGUAAUCCUUACAAAAUACUAUACAAAUACAUUACCAUUGUUAUUAUCUUAUACAAAAGAAUAUUUAAAUUCAAAUAAUAUAUCAAUAACUAAUGAAUCGAAAAUUGAAAAGAUACCUCCAAUCAAAGAAUUUCAAUCUAGUCUUUCCGAUUAUCAUCCUCGUCUACCUAUUCAUAUUUUUACACAGAAUCUAUCAUUAAUAGGCAAUACUAGUAAACUUAUAUUAUUAGGAAAUGGAUUUUUUGGUGAUCAAACAUGGGAAGGUAGUUUUCGACCUAAUAAAACCUCAACAGAAAAAAUGACUUCACUUUAUUGUCCGUUUUUGUCUAAUCGUUGUGAUAUAACAAGUGAUUAUAAACGUUUUCGUCAAGCAGAUGCAGUUAUUUAUCAUAUGCGUGAUGGUGUUGAUAUAAAUCGUGGUAAAGCAUUGCGUUUACCACAUCAACGUUUCGUAUUUGCUCUAUGGGAAUCUCCAGCUCAUACAGCUAAUUUACAAGCUUAUAAAGAAUUUUUUAAUUGGACAAUGUCUUAUCGACAUCAAUCACAUGUAGUAACAUCCUAUUAUUCUGGUAAUGCAUAUGUUCAUACAUCAAGUAAUUAUUAUCGUUUAAUGUUACAUGAAAAUGCAACACGUAAACUUAAUUUAACAACAAAAAUACGUGAUCAUCGACCGUCUGAUGAAAUUUUACAAAAGAAAAAAUUAGGCACAGCUGCUGCUUUAAUAUCAAACUGUGGCGGAAGUAGUAGACGUCUACAAUUUGUUAAAGAAUUACAACGUCAUAUUGAUGUUAAAGUAUAUGGACGAUGUGGUGAAGCAUGUCCAGGAAAUAUGAAUUGCCGAGAAUUUAUUAGCCAAAAUUAUUAUUUUAUUCUUAGUUUUGAAAAUAGUAUUUGUACAGACUAUACAACUGAGAAAUUUUUUGCUGCACUUGAAUAUCCAAUUGUGCCUGUAGUUUUUGGACGUUCAAACUAUUCUUCUUUCAUUCCACCAUCGGGAUAUAUUGAUACGAGACAAUUUUCUACAAUGAUAUCAUUAGCUAAAUAUCUUAAUGAAACUCGUUCAAAUAAAGAGAAAUAUUUAUCCUAUUUUUCAUGGAAAAAAGAUUAUGUGUGGGGUUUAGGAGCAUUUUUUACACCAUUUUGUGAUCUUUGUUUACGUCUUCAUCUCGACUCGAAAAUUAAUAUUAUUGAUGAUAUACACAAAUGGUGGUUUGAUAAUACAUGUGAAUCACCAAUAUUACCUUCAUGA
Molecule: messenger RNA, 1341 nt
Organism: Adineta steineri
Lineage: Eukaryota; Metazoa; Rotifera; Eurotatoria; Adinetida; Adinetidae
Source: the annotation of a GenBank genome assembly